Messenger RNA from Episyrphus balteatus (marmalade hoverfly), 672 nucleotides. RefSeq names its product low molecular weight phosphotyrosine protein phosphatase 1-like. Lineage: Eukaryota; Metazoa; Arthropoda; Insecta; Diptera; Syrphidae. The record is from RefSeq and is a predicted model, not a curated record. The transcript has 3 exons. Gene Ontology annotation, cellular component: cytoplasm. Bases 119 to 595 code for a protein of 158 amino acids. Gene Ontology annotation, biological process: protein dephosphorylation. Gene Ontology annotation, molecular function: acid phosphatase activity; non-membrane spanning protein tyrosine phosphatase activity.
UGUAACGUAACGUAUUCAGCUGUCAUUAGUCAAAACACAAAGCACGACCCGCAAAUAUUUAUCUCUUCAUUUUAAUUUAUCCAAUAAAAAUUAUAAAUUAACAAAAUAUAAGAUAACCAUGGUCAAAAAAGUGUUAAUGAUUUGUUUAGGUAACAUCUGCCGGUCUCCAAUUGCCGAAGCAGUAAUGCAAGAUACAAUUGAAAAAGCCGGUGUUGCCCAAGACUGGGAAGUCGACAGUGCUGGAAUUGGUGAUUGGCAUGCUGGAAAUUCACCCGAUUAUCGUGCUUUGAAUAUCAUGCGCAAUCACGGUCUAAAAUACUCAAAUCAUGCUCGACAAAUUCGCAAUGCAGAUUUUCAAGAAUUCGAUUAUAUUUUUGGAAUGGACGACGAGAAUAUGGAUGAUUUAAAUCGGCUAGCACCGAAAGGAUCCAAGGCAAAGUUAUUGAUGUUGGGUGAUUUUGGUUUAGAUAAAAAAGAUCGUAUUAUUAAAGAUCCUUAUUAUUUGAAAGGAGAAGCUGCUUUUGAAAAGGCUUAUCAACAAUGUGUGAUUGCUUGCGAUGCUUUUUUCAAAGAAGCUUUAGCUGGAAAAAUCUAAAUUUUAUAUAAAUUUUGUGAUUCUCUUCUGGGAAGUGAUUUAGCCAAAUAAAUUUUAUUGUUUCUUAUAAAAAAAAA